AUGGCAUCUACAACGAAGCUACUAACAGUCAUCGCCCUGAUGUUGUCGACGGCGGCGUCGGCACAGGUUGUCUUGAAGAAGUGCUACUGUUCGGUCCAGGACCUCAGCCCAAAUGCUCCUCCAAUGGAACAGCGGGUGAAUGUCCAAUGGACCGCACAGGCGUGUGCGGACCAAGGGUAUAUGGACGGCAACGCGUGCAUCGUUGCUGCCGACCCGGUUAGAGAGGACCAUUUCCAAGAUGACUGCUUAGAACUUCCUGGCCUCUCGACCACAGGCUGCAUUUAG
Messenger RNA from Colletotrichum higginsianum IMI 349063, 285 nucleotides. RefSeq lists its product as uncharacterized. The transcript is spliced from 4 exons. Bases 1 to 285 code for a protein of 94 amino acids. The record is from RefSeq and is a predicted model, not a curated record. NCBI's taxonomy places the organism in Eukaryota, Fungi, Ascomycota, Sordariomycetes, Glomerellales, Glomerellaceae.